Vicugna pacos (alpaca) is the source of this 1568-nucleotide messenger RNA. RefSeq names its product sirtuin 3 (gene SIRT3). NCBI's taxonomy places the organism in Eukaryota, Metazoa, Chordata, Mammalia, Artiodactyla, Camelidae. The record is from RefSeq and is a predicted model, not a curated record. Gene Ontology annotation, cellular component: nucleus. Gene Ontology annotation, molecular function: histone deacetylase activity, NAD-dependent; NAD+ binding.
AGUCGUUCGAGUUCCUGGGUCGACCCGGCCGUCGACCAGCUGCGUGGCCUCGGCCUUUGUGACCCAAUGUUUCUCGUCUCAAUUGGGGAUGAUAACAAUAGUACUUUCCUCGUAGUGUCUGCGAGGACUAAGUGUAAAUAUGAUGCCUGACCAUAUAUUACAGGUGGAAGAAGGCCCGUAUCUUCUUCUGCUGGUGCCUCAAGCAUCUCUGGAAGUGGAGGCAGCAGCGAGCAGAAGCUCCUCCUGCAGGACGUGGCUGAGCUGAUCAAAACUGGAGCCUGCCGGAGGGUGGUGGCCAUGGUGGGGGCCGGCAUCAGCACGCCCAGCGGCAUUCCAGACUUCAGGUCUCCAGGGACUGGCUACUACAGCAGGCUGCAACAGUACAAGGUCCCCUACCCCGAGGCCAUUUUCGAGCUCGCAUUUUUCUUUCAAGAUCCCAAGCCAUUUUUCACCUUUGCCAAGGAGCUGUACCCUGGGAACUACAGGCCCAAUGCCACGCACUACUUCCUCCGACUGCUUCACGAGAAGGGGCUGCUUCUGCGGCUGUAUACCCAGAACAUCGACGGGCUUGAGAGAGCAUCUGGCAUCCCUGCCUCAAAGCUGGUUGAAGCUCAUGGAUCCUUUGCCUCUGCCACCUGCACCGUCUGCCGAAGACCCAUCCCAGAGGAGGCCUUUUGGGCUGAAGUGAUGGCGGACAGGGUCCCCCACUGCCCGGUCUGCACUGGCAUCGUGAAGCCUGACAUCGUGUUCUUCGGGGAGCUGCUCCCCAACAGGUUCUUGCUGCAUGUGGCUGACUUCCCCAUGGCAGACCUGCUGCUCAUCCUCGGGACCUCCCUGGAGGUGGAACCUUUUGCCAGCUUGUCUGAGGCCGUACGGAGCUCAGUGCCCCGACUGCUCAUCAACCGGGACUUGGUGGGGUCCUUGGCUAGGCAUCCUCACAGCAGGGAUGUGGUGCAGCUGGGGGAUGUGGUUCAUGGCGUGAAAAGGCUGGUGGAGCUUCUGGGCUGGACGGAGGAGAUGCGGGACCUCAUCCAGCGGGAAACCGGAAAGCUUGAUGGUUGGGACACAUAGGAGGGCUGCUCCCAACCAGAAAUGGUUACAUGAGAGUCACUGCCCACUUCUGAUGAGAAUUCGUGGCUGAAGAACGGCUCGGACAGGCUUACAAAUUUUGGCUAAACUAGGACAUGCGACCUGAGGCUGCCCCUGGAGGGUCUGCCCAGGUCAUGAGCUCUGCGCACUUGGGGCCACCUCAGCCACAGAUGGGAAGGAGCUGCCUGAUCUGACUUUUUGCUGCUUAACUUUUCAUUCUGCUGAAAUUCUUAAUGCUGAAAAGCUUUCUUCUGAUGGUGAACCUCUUGAACUCAGACUGACUGGAACCCCAGACUGGACCUCAUCUAAAGGGUAAACUCUGUCCACUAGAAGAGACCCAGUCUUGGGCUGAGCAGCCCUGGUCACACCCCAGGUGUGGGGCUGGGUCCCAGGUAGUGUGCUAGGGUUUUCUAGCAUGUUGCUCUUUUCAGUUUAGUUUGUCCUUCAUUUCUGGCAUGAAAUAAAUUUUAAUAUAAAAA